AAAAGUGCCAAUUCUCAGUUGCUCUCCAUAAACAGACGAGUAAAGUAAGACUAGCCGGCGUUUUUCUAUAUGUAACAACAACAUUAAAUAAAGAUUCUGUAACAUUUCAACAACUGAUAAAAGAAAGUGCACUCAACACAUAUAAUAGAACGUUACCUGUGCAUAUAUAUUUUUACCCGUAAAAACUGCGCAAAAUGUCCACGAGUGGAGUCUCUAGCAAACUGCUGGUGAGUCUUGGCAUUGGAGUUGGGGUUACUGCCGUGUCAGGAGCUUCCUAUCUGUACUAUAAGUAUUGGAAGCAGGAUGUCAUCCCAGAAGAAUGGCAACGCGUUGGCACAUUGGAAAUGCUCGAAUUCUUUCCCAUGAAAUCUUGUGCAUCACUUAAACUAUCCGAGGGCACUGAACUUUCAUGCGACGUACUCGGUCUGCGCUAUCAGGGUUGUCGUGAUCGUGCAUUAAUGCUCGUGGACAUUGAUAACGUAAUGAUAACAGCGCGCGGUUAUCCUAAGAUGGUCUUGAUUGCCUCUAAACUGGUUACACCCACAAAACUCGAAUUCAAUGCACCCGGCAUGGAAACAUUGGAAUUGGAUUUCAAGAAACUUGUGGAUGAAGCACCAGGUGUAGAUAUUCAUACGUCUGUGUUCGGUGCCAAUUUGGAUGCGAUGUUGUGCGGUGAAAAAUUUGAUAAAUGGUUUUCACGUUAUAUACUUGGACAGGACAGCGGCGUGAAGCUUGUAUAUCACCCGUACCAAAACCCGGUUAAGCCAAUUGACAAAGACAUGGUUAAGGAGCCUCACAUCAAAAAAUCCGAUACGGGGGCCUUUGCGGAUGCCACUAGCUACAUGUUGAUGAAUUUAUCUUCUAUUGACGAUCUCAAUAAACGACUACCGCGACCGGUGAAGCCGAUUCAAUUUCGUGGCGGCUUCUAUUUGAAAAUGGAUAACGGUGAAGCAUAUGCCGAGGAUGCUUACGACUGGAUUAAAAUUGGCAAUGAAGCUGUGUUUCGUAAAGUAGCGCCUUGUCGCCGCUGCAUUUUGCCCAAUAUCAAUCCCGAAACCGGUGAACGCGAUCCAGAGAAUAAUCCUUUGAAAACACUAAAGACGUAUCGCUGCUUCGAAAAUAAGCCGAGUCCUGUACUUGGCAUACAUUUGGGACUACGUCAACCGGGCAAGGUUAAGCGUGGUGAUGUAAUAUACAUAGGUGUUAAAAAAUAGAUGAAAACAAUUUUCACUCUACAUAUUGUCUUUUAUGCACAUAUUUAAUAUACAUACAUACAUGUGCGUAUAUAUUUAUAUUUAUACUUUACUCGUUAAACAAUUUGUUUUGGCUUUAUAAUUUGUAUCGAUUUUUGUAUUGGAUUAAAUACGUAUUUAAUAAACUGUAAAACUUCAGCUAUA
Messenger RNA from Ceratitis capitata (Mediterranean fruit fly), 1397 nucleotides. RefSeq names its product mitochondrial amidoxime-reducing component 1-like. Lineage: Eukaryota; Metazoa; Arthropoda; Insecta; Diptera; Tephritidae. The transcript has 4 exons. The record is from RefSeq and is a predicted model, not a curated record. Bases 195 to 1214 code for a protein of 339 amino acids. Gene Ontology annotation, molecular function: pyridoxal phosphate binding; catalytic activity; molybdenum ion binding.